Pneumocystis murina B123 is the source of this 330-nucleotide messenger RNA. RefSeq names its product transcription factor S. The record is from RefSeq and is a predicted model, not a curated record. Lineage: Eukaryota; Fungi; Ascomycota; Pneumocystomycetes; Pneumocystales; Pneumocystaceae. Gene Ontology annotation, molecular function: DNA-directed RNA polymerase activity; nucleic acid binding; zinc ion binding. Gene Ontology annotation, cellular component: RNA polymerase III complex. Gene Ontology annotation, biological process: termination of RNA polymerase III transcription; DNA-templated transcription. Bases 1 to 330 code for a protein of 109 amino acids. The transcript has 4 exons.
AUGAUAUUUUGUCCAGCUUGUGGAAAUCAUCUUUUAAUUGGAACUUCAAUUGCAGGAUAUAAUAGAUUUGAAUGUAGAACAUGUCCUUAUGAAUUUCCUAUAGACAGAUAUCUAUAUUCAAAAAGAAUGAUGAAACAAAAAGAAGUAGAUGAUGUUUUAGGUGGUGAAAAGGCAUGGGAUAAUGUUGAUAAAACAGAUGCACAAUGUCCUGCUACCGAUUGUGGAAGUUUAAAAGCAUAUUUUUUUCAAAUUCAAAUUCGAUCUGCAGACGAACCUAUGACUACAUUUUAUAAGUGUAUAAAGUGUGGGUAUAGGUGGAGAGAAGGCUAA